AUGUUCCACAUUGGCUCUUGCCAGAGCCGCCCAUGUAGCCCUGUGUAUGCAAAUGUCCAUAUCAACCUGACGCCGGAGGAUCGCGUGGGCAAUGUGGUCUUUCCAAUGGAGCUCGCGGGUAUGGACAUUGCGGAGCAGAGUCUACCAGAAAGCCAACUCAUUUUGAUAUUCGAUAUCUGCAAUGGCCGGGUUGAGAAUGGAGGAAAUCGGACAAAAUGGGCUGCGAAGGAUUCGAGUAGUUUUGGACCUGCAGAAUAG
Penicillium canariense is the source of this 258-nucleotide messenger RNA. RefSeq lists its product as uncharacterized. The transcript has a single exon. The record is from RefSeq and is a predicted model, not a curated record. NCBI's taxonomy places the organism in Eukaryota, Fungi, Ascomycota, Eurotiomycetes, Eurotiales, Aspergillaceae. The coding region runs from base 1 to 258 and encodes 85 amino acids.